Trichoderma citrinoviride is the source of this 16179-nucleotide messenger RNA. Its product is annotated as acetyl-CoA synthetase-like protein. Gene Ontology annotation, biological process: secondary metabolite biosynthetic process; amino acid activation for nonribosomal peptide biosynthetic process. NCBI's taxonomy places the organism in Eukaryota, Fungi, Ascomycota, Sordariomycetes, Hypocreales, Hypocreaceae. Gene Ontology annotation, molecular function: phosphopantetheine binding; catalytic activity. The transcript is spliced from 6 exons. Gene Ontology annotation, cellular component: cytoplasm. The coding region runs from base 1 to 16179 and encodes 5392 amino acids. The record is from RefSeq and is a predicted model, not a curated record.
AUGCCACACCUUGAUGGCUCCGCCAACAUCAUCGCGGAUGAACGACCCGUGCCCGUCGACUCCGGCGGCGCUUCUGCCUCACAACAAGAUCUUGACCAGAUUUGGAGUUGGAAUGCUUCGAUACCACCUCCUAUACAAGGCUGCGUCCACCAUCUCAUUGCAGACGUAGCUCAGAGUCAGCCUGACGCUCCGGCGGUUUGCGGAUGGGAUGGAGACUUUACCUAUUCACAGCUGCACAUUUUGGCCAACGAAGUCGCCCAGCGCAUUCUCCAGUCCGGCAUUGAGCCAAAGUCAAGAAUACCGAUAUUGUUUCCUAAAUCAAAAUGGACUUGCGUCGCCAUGCUGGGCGUCAUCAACGCAGGCUGCAGCGCAAUUGCGCUUGAUGGCACCCAGCCUGAUACAAGGCUACGAUCAAUUGUCCACCAGUCUCAACCCAGAAUCAUCAUUGCAUCAGCAACAUUUGCUUCUAGAGCGUCUCUACUGGCAAAUGUGCAAGUGCUCCAACUCGAUGACGACUUAUUGGAUGUCUUAGUGCUCCCAAGAGAGGAGGAGUCGCCCGCGCUGCCUGCUGUCUCACCAUCUGAUACUGUCUAUAUUUCCUUUACUUCAGGAACUACGGGUCAGCCGAAAGGCGCAUGCAUUAGCCAUUCAAAUGUCAGAAGCACCGUUCACUACCAAGGCAAGGAGCUUGGGUUUCAUCGAGGAUCUCGCGUAUAUGACUUUGCACCCUAUUCAUUCGACGUGGCAUGGAGCAAUUUUCUCCACACGUUAUGUGCGGGAGGCUGCCUUUGCGUUGCUGCGGAGCAAGAUAUGGUGAACGACCUUUCAUCUUCAAUCGCGAAUUUCAGCGCGACCUUGAUCAACAUCACGCCAACUAUUUUGCGAACAAUAAGUACAAUACCUCCAACACUGGAGACUGUACUUUUGAGUGGCGAAAUGCCGUAUCGUCAAAAUGUGACUGAUUGGGCUGGGCGAGUGAGGCUGCUUAACACAUAUGGGCCUACCGAAUGUACAUUCAAAUGCGCCUUCUCCGUCUUGAGCAAGGACCUGAAAAGUCGCCCUGACAUUGGGGUAGGAGUCGGGUUUUCUACGUGGGUCGUCCACCCCGAUGACAGCAAUUGCCUUGUCUCUGUAGGGUCUGUUGGCGAACUGUAUCUCGAAGGCCCGAUGGUCGGCCAGGGAUAUUUGUCGGACCAAGCAAAGACGGCGGCAGCAUUUAUCAGUGACCCUACGUGGCUAGCUGCUGGAAGCAACAAGCAUCCCGGCCGGCGUGGCAGACUUUACAAGACUGGUGACCUUGUGAAAUACAGAUCUGACGGCAAACUACUGUUCGUGGGCCGGAAGGAUGCGUCGCAGCUGAAAAUCAGGGGCCAAAGGGUCGAAAUUGGCGACGUUGAGCAUCAUGUGCGGGCUUGCCUAGACGACUCUCCUCCCAUCAUCGUUGAUGUGAUACAACCUCGGCGAAGCGAGACAUCCACCUUGGUCUUGUUUGUCUUAACCAAAGACACCGAUGCUGGACAGGUCAAGCAGAGGCUAGACGUCCUCGCAGACGGGUUAAGGGACGUGCUGCCAGCCUUCAUGAUCCCUAGCGUCUACCUGCCGAUUGAUGAUAUACCCGUUGCCUCGACUGGGAAGGUGGACCGUCGCGCGUUGCGCCAAAUGGGGAGCUCUCUGUCGUGGAACGAGAUCGUUGCGUGGCAAUCAAGGCUUUUGUCGACUGGGGACUAUUCUAAACCUUCCACUGACAGGGAGAAACAGCUUAGCAGGAUAUGGGCAGAUGUCUUAAACUUAGACGCAGGACUUAUCAGCACAACUGAUCGUUUCCUUCGCCUUGGAGGGGACUCGGUAGCUGCAAUGCGUGUAGUUGCAAAAGCUCGAGAAAGUGGCUUCUCGUUGACUGUUGCAGACAUUUUCACCGGCUCAACCCUCGGUGAUCUCGCUCAGAUGACCCUGAACCGGCCCAUAACUGUUGGCAUUGACAUCAUCAAGCCGUUCUCCAUGCUGACUGGGGCAAGGAGCGCUACAGAUAUCUGCGAGGAGAUUGCAGACCUAUGUGGCAUUGACACGACUCAGAUUGAGGACGUGUUCCCAUGCACGCCUCUGCAGGAAGGUCUACUGGCAAUGACGAACAAAGUCGACAGCACAAUGAGCAUGGAUUACGUUUCCCGAACUGCUUUUGAUUUACCAAAAACCAUCAACAUUGGGCAGCUACAGAAGGCAUGGGGUAGUACCGUCACAUGUACACCGAUUCUACGAACAAGGAUCGUGGACGUAUCUGGAGAGGGACUUGUACAAGUCAUCGUUACGGACAAGAAUACGCAGCUUCGGCAGUUUCGGGAUAUCGAUAACUUCAUGGGCGUCGCAGAGACCAUGGGCUUAGGGGCUCCCCUUUGCCGAGCAGGCUUGAUAAAGGGCGAGCCGUUUCGUCUCGUCCUUGAAAUGCAUCACGCAAUUUUUGACGGAUGGUGUAUAGCGCUUAUACUGAAUUCCCUAGAGGCUUACUAUCAGCAGGGAGGGAAAAGGGUACAGCCCCUUGAACCCUUUCAACCAUUCAUCAAGCACGUGCUGUCUUCAAACUGCCAAGAAGCGUCAGACUUCUGGAGAUCACAGUUCUCCAAUUUGGAUGCCACCAUUUUCCCAGCUCCAGGAUAUGUGCCAGAGGAGAAGCUUGAUAUAAGUCAUCGCGUCACCAGACUGCAGUGGCCACGCACCGGCAUUACACCGUCAUCGAUCAUACAUUCGGCACUUGUACUACUUCUCGCGUCGUAUACCAACUCCAACGAUGUCAAGUAUGGAGUUACUGUAAGCGGCAGACAAGCGCCCGUUCCUGGCAUAGAACGCAUUGCCGGUCCUACAAUUGCCACGAUUCCUGUGCGAACCAAGUUUCAGUGGGACUAUACUGCAGAGAAUCUCCUGCAACAAAUACAACAGCACGCCGUUGAGCUCUCGGUCUAUGAACAGUUUGGUCUCCAGCGUAUUCACCGUGCCCAGGGCGAAAAUGAAGACGCAAGCCAAUUCCAAGUCCUCCUCGUUAUCCAACCCGCUACGCGAGAAACGGGCGAAGAAAAAGAUGGCCUGUUUUCCCAACCAAAGAGCAUAAUUGUUAGGCCCAACAUGGAGGUCUCGAUGACUUCGUUCAGCCUGGUUGCUAAAGACGGACAAGAUGAAAGCCUGGGCGGCUAUAACUCGUAUGCAUUGCUGAUUAUUUGUCAUCUAGAUGGCUCGGGAGUAACGCUCAAGAUGAACUAUGAUUCAGGCGCCAUCAAAGAGACGCAAGCCCAUCAUUUUGCCCAUCAGUUCGAGCACUUGCUCAGACAACUCUGCACCGAACAACCGGCCAAGAUUACGUUGCGCGAUAUUUCCGCCAGCAGCGAGCGCGAUGUCCAGCAGCUAUGGGAAUGGAACACGACUUCGUCGGAGCCAUCCGAUGAACUGGUAACAGACAUGAUAGACCAGCAGAUUCUAUGCCGCCCAAACGCCACCGCCAUUUCGGCGGGAGAUAGACAAUUCACCUAUCGACAGUUAGAGAGUACUUCAAACCGUCUGGCGUCCCGUCUCCAGGCAGAAGGUGUCAGUCCCGGUUCUAUUGUCGUACUAAGCUUCGAGAAAUCGCCAUGGAUGGUUGUAUGCAUGAUAUCCGCCCUCAAAAUGGGAGCAAUCGUGCUGCCAAUGUCUGCACCCCUGUCAAGCAAUCGGGCACAGGCUGUCGUCGACAAGCUACAGCCUGCCAUCGCAAUCGUGGCAGACUCGUCUGAUGCAUCUCGGUUCCAGGGGCUCAUACCAGCCCUGCUUCUCACUGAGCUGACUGAAACUGGCGAUGAGGAGUGGCAUCGAGUAUUAUUGCCGCGGGAGAGCCGCCCUUCGGACCCCGCCCUCAUACUCUUCACCUCUGGCUCAACUGGCACGCCCAAGCCGAUCUUAUGGAGCCACAGGACUCUGUCCACAAACAUCCAGGCAGCCAUCAAUUCUUUCAACAUUACUGCCAGUAGCAGGGUGUUCCAGUUCGCUGGCUACGAGUUCGAUGUCAGUACGGUGGAAUCGCUUGCAACAUUAGCGGUAGGAGGAUGUUUGUGCGUUCCGUCCGAGUCAGACAGGACGAACCGACUCGCCGGAGCGAUUAAUGAUGCAAGGUCAAACUGGCUAUGUCUGACGCCUUCUGUGUCUGAAAGUCUCGGUCCCGACGAAGUGCCCUUGUUGAAAACCUUGGUUUUUGCAGGUGAAAAGCUGCAGCGCAAGGCUGCGUUCAGGUGGGCGCAAAAGCUCGACUCUGUAUAUAAUUGGUACGGGCCAGCGGAGGCCUCCGUUGCAACGUCAUACUUGGUCGAUGAGAAGACAUGGAAAAACGGUAUCGUCGGCACGAGCAAGUUCGGCAUCACUUGGCUUGUCGAUCCAAAAAACCCUAAUAUUUUGGCUGCAAUCGGUACAAUCGCAGAACUAUGUAUCGAAGGACCAAUUCUCGCAAGCUACGCGGGUAAAGAUGGACUCAGGUUAAACGAAGAGGCUUUCCUUUCUCCAGUUUGGCUUUGUCGCGACACCCAUGAAUCAACUCCAGUACGUGGGCGUCUUUAUCGAACCGGUGAUCUGGUGAAGUAUGACGCAGAUGGAAGCAUUCUCUUUCUCAACCGCAAACAAGACUCACAGAGAAAGAUCAGAGGGCAGAGAAUAGAUCUGAAUGAGGUCGAAAUGUGCGCCCAAACUUUUCUAUCAGUCCGUCGAGACGUGGCAGUGGUGGCUGAAAUCAUUUCUCCGUCCGACAGCGGCAAUGACACCUUGGCUUUGUUUAUCAGUCCUACCGGCUCCCUGGAUCAGAUGGGAGAUGUUGCAAACUUCAUCAAGCAGGUUGUGCCGGCCGACCAACUAGAGGCGGAAAUGGCGAACCACCUCCCGUCCUUCAUGAUACCUAGGGUCUACAUCCCCAUCGACCAGAUUCCCAUGAACCACUCCGGAAAGGCAGAUAGGCAGCGGUUGCGCCUUUUUGGGAGUUCUUUAACCCACGAAGAAAUAGCAUCUAUGCAGCCUUUUCGCCGGGAAACACGAAAGCCAUCCGGGGCGAUGGAAACGAAGCUGCAGCAGUUUUGGUGCCAGAUCAUAGGCAUCGACCGCGAUGCCAUAGUUGCCAAUGACAACUUUUUCCGCCUAGGGGGAGAUUCCAUUGGGGCCAUGCGGCUGGUAGCAACCGCUCGCAAACAAGGCUUGCUGCUGACUGUGGCAGACGUCUUUGAGGCGCCGCAGCUCGAGAAAAUGGCACUCAGGAUAACGAGCGACAGUACCUCUCCCGAAGAAGAGUUACGCCCAUUCUCACUCCUGGGAAAUGGCAUAGGUGAGGCUGAGAGUCUGUCGUAUGCUGCUACGCUGUGCUCAGUCCCGGAAGCCAAAGUUGUUGACAUUUACCCAUGCACAUCGCUCCAGCAAGGCUUACUGGCCCUGGGGGCCAAGAAGCCUGGUCAAUACAUUUCACGGAGUGUGCUAGGGCUACAAGCUGACGUUGACGCCGAUCGACUUCAACGGGCAUGGCUGGCUACGGUUCGAAAAUUGCCGAUACUGAGAACGCGAAUCGUCGAUUUCCCCGACCAGGGGCUGGUGCAGGUAGUCCUCGAGGAUUCCUCUAUGCGGUCCGGCCCGGACGUUGAUUCUUAUGUUCGCAACGAUGAACUGGAGCCUAUGGGCCUGGGGACAGAAUUAUGCCGGGCGGCCAUUAUAGACCGCAACUUUAUCUUGACGAUACAUCACUGCACUUAUGACGGCUAUUCAUUGAAGGUGAUCCUUGAUGAGAUAGAGUCGCAGUAUCUUGGCGAGCCUGGAUUAACGGUUACACCUUUCCAAAACUUCAUCCAUCAUAUCAGUCAAAUAAGUUCCCAACAGGCAGCAAGUUUCUGGGAAGGCCAACUUGCCAACUUGGAGCCUCGACAGUUCCCAUCUCUGCCAUCGUCAGACUACCAGCCGCAGGCGAACGAUCAUCUUGAGCGUUCCAUAUCGCUGGAGUGGCCACGCACAGGGACCACGCCGUCGACUAUAUUACGUUCCUCUUGGGCGCUUUUGGCAGCUCAAUACACUUCAUCUGCUGAUGUGAUGUUCGGCCUGACAGUCAGUGGGCGACAAGCAAGCCUAAGGGGCAUAGAACACUGCGUUGGCCCGACAAUAUCGACAGUGCCUAUCGCCAUUUCGAUUGAUUGGGACGAGACAGUUGCGUCUUUCCAUGAGCGCCUGCAACGCCAAAUGAUAGAAAUCACACCGUAUGAGCAGUUCGGCUUACAGAAUAUUCAACAACUCCGUAAUCGCCUGGAGUCCUCAUUCCUCCAGACUCUGCUUGUGGUUCAGCCUGUGGCCGAAGGAAAGAGUCUGCACGAAGAUAGCCUACUCACGCAGGGCACUGAUCCCUUUAACACGUACGCUCUGAUGAUCAUUUGCGAGCUAGUCGCAGAUGGGGUGCACUUACGGAUAAGCUUUGACAACAACAUCCUGAGCAAGCGGCAAAUGGAUCGCAUGACGAGUCAGUUCGAGACUGUGCUCCGACAGAUGUGCUCAGAGGAUAUGAUAGCGGCCAAGCUGGACGCUAUUCAGACAGCAAGCAGUGAAGACCUGGACUUCUUCUGGAGCCAAAAUCUGGAGCUCCCUGCCAAGACAAGCACGUGUGUUCAUGAAAUGAUAUCGCAAGCAGCAGGAGAGUACCCGGAUAAGAUAGUCAUUGAUGCCUGGGACGGACGGUUUUCGCACCGGGAACUCGACGACCUAUCAACCGCUCUUUGUCGAAAGCUGAUGCAGUGCGGAGUUGCGAAAGGCUCCGUCAUCGCUCUGUUCUUUGAAAAGUCGAAAUGGGUCGCUGUAGCUCAACUUGCUGUUCUUAAAGCAGGUGCCGUGAGUAUGUUGCAGUCCGUCAACGUUCCGGACCGUCGACUUGCCACCGUGUUCGAAGUUGCCAAAGUCCAGUUGGCAGUGGUCUCUCCGUCUCUUGUGGACAUUAUAUCUCGGCAUGUUCGCUGCUUUACUACCGAAAAGCUCCUGGCAACGCCCGAUUCAAGCAUACCAAUGCGGCUACCAGCAGUCCAAACGAGCGAUCCAGCUGCCAUCUUGGUCUCGUCUGGCAGCACAGGAGAGCCAAAACAGAUACUCUGGAGUCAUGAAGCACUUGCUGGAAAUGUAAGAGCGCAUAGUAAACAUCUGUCUAUUGACGCAUCCUCGCGGAUCUUCCAGUUUGCAUCAUACGACUUUGACGUCGGCACCAUCGAAGUCAUGUCUGCUCUUGCCAGCUCAGGGUGUGUAUGCAUUCCGUCGGAAUCUCAGAGGCUGGAUAGUUUACCAGCCACUAUCAGCAGCUUCAAAGUCAACCACAUCAACGUCACUCCAUCGGCGGCCCGACUUCUUCGUCCUGAAGAUGUCCCCUGCCUGUCAUCCCUCGUAUUCGCUGGCGAGAACCUUACUCGGCAGGACACCGAGAAGUGGAAGGGCAAAAGCCAACGAAUCAUCAAUUGGUACGGACCUGUCGAGUGUUCUGCAGCCGCUUUCUGCGCCGUUGACGACGAAACUUGGAAAAGCGGUGUUAUUGCGCGAAUUAACUCGAACAAUCCCAGUUUCUGCUGGCUCGUUGACCCAAGAAAUUGCAACAGGUUAGUGCCUUUCGGCGCGGUCGGCGAGAUUGCGCUGGAAGGGCCCGUUUGCGCUGAUGGUUAUCUUGGGAAUCGGACAAGAACCGAGCUUUCAUUCUGCAGAGAUCCGGGCUUCAUGAAAUUGGGGCGGAGAACAGAGUAUCCAGGAAGAUCUGGGCGCAUCUAUCGUACGGGCGACCUAGCCAAGUAUGACGACAAUGGCGAUCUCAUCUUCAUGGGUAGGAAAGACUACCAGCUCAAGAUUCGUGGUCAACUUGUGGCUCCGCAAGAGGUGGAACAGUCCAUACGGCGGUGCAUCUCUGAUAAGGACAAUGUCCAGAUAGUAGUCGACGCAGUCGUGCCGAAACACAGCGGCAACCUCACCCUGGUUGCAUUCGUCGAUGCUCCUACCCAAGAUGAAAUGGAGAGACUGGUGGCUGGAUUAAAUGACAAGCUCAAAGCUGUCUUGCCGGCAUAUGCUAUCCCCUCUUACUACAUACCAGUUACCGCCAUGCCGACGACGCAGACUGGGAAGAGAGACCGCACUCGACUGCUGCAGAUUGGCGCCGAGUUCAACCCUCCCCGUGCAGAGUCCGCCAGCACUUGGAAAGAGCCGACGACUGCGGCGGAGCUGAGACUCAGAGAGCUAUGGUCACUUGUUCUUGGGAUAGACGCCAGGAAGAUCUCAGCAAAUGAUAGCUUUCUCAGAUAUGGCGAUUCCAUCCAGGCCAUGCGCUUGGUCGGACUUGCCAGUCAGCAAAACUUGUUGUUAACAGUGGCCGGGAUCUUUCAGCACCCAGUCUUGUCGCAUAUGGCAAAGCAUCUUCCGACAGAAGACCAGGACUAUCACAAGAAUAUCACCGCCCCUUAUACACUCCUUGCUAAAACAUCAGCUCUCGAGUUCCUGCGUGGGCAAGCAGCUUUGCUAUGCCACAUUGCGAAGGAAGAUGUCGAAGAUCUGUUUCCUUGCACGCCAUUACAAGAAGGGCUACUAGCCCUCACCACGAAAUGUAAGGGGGACUACACCGGUCGCAACGUUUGGAAACUGAAGCCAUCGAUCGACAUCGCUCGUUUCAAGCGGGCAUGGGAACGAGUGGUACUGACGCUGCCUGUUCUACGGACACGUAUUGUCGAUCUGCCAGGACAAGGCCUGUUACAGGUUAUUGUCCGCGAAACCCAGUGCUGGACUGAUGCAUAUAGCAUUGAAGAAUACCUCCGAGAGGAAGAACAACUUCCCAUGGGGCUUGGACUUCCCCUCAUGAGAUGCGUGUUAAUUCCAAGUCGUCAAGAAAGUAUCUCGCUUUCUGUCGACAGCUACUUUGCCUUGACGAUGCACCAUUCCAUCUAUGAUGGUCAUGCUGCACCGUUAAUAUUGGAAGCAUUAGAGCACUUCUACCAGGGUGAAGGGUCCUUUAUCCACCGUCCCUUUCAAGUCUUUGUCGAGUAUAUCGGCGCUAGAGACAAGAAUGCAGAGGCCAGCUUCUGGAGUGAUCAGUUCAAGGACUUGGAGGCUUCGCAGUUUCCUGUCUUACCGUUCCCAACUUACCAGCCACGGACAACUUCUGUUCUAUCUCAUGCCAUCCAGGAAGUAUCCUGGAGAAGUGAUGACAUAACACCUUCCACAGUGGUGCGAACAGCAUUCGCCCUCCUAUGCUCACAAUACUCCAAUUCAACGGAUGUCGUAUUCGGAACAGUUGUGGAUGGACGCAAGGCGCCUGUCAAAGGGAUUGAGAGACUGGCAGGUCCCACAAUUGCCACUGUGCCCAUAAGAGCAAAGGUUGAUGGUGGAAGCAUUAUCGAGUUGCUUGAAGCGGUGCAGCGCCAAGCAAUUGAGAUGAUCCCUUACGAACAAACGGGCCUAUCCGCAAUACGCCUGAUCAGCGAGGAAGCGCAGCAAGCGUGCCAAUUCCAAUCUUUUCUGGUCAUACAGCCCCAGGAACAAACGUCGAGGGGCAGCGCGUUGUUUGUUUCCACUAGGGGCCACGAUGAUCUCGAGAUGGGAAAUCAUCGCUACCAUGGAUUCGUCUCGUAUGCGCUUUCUCUCAUCGCCACCCUAGCUGAGGAUGAACUGCAAUUGGAGUUCUGCUUUGACUCUGCCGCCAUCGAGGUCGAAACGGUACAGAGAAUGGCAACGAGCUUUCAACAGUUGCUGAAGAAGCUGUGCUCCCAUUCUAUGGAUGCGGCUCCAGCUGGCGAAGUCAUGAUAGCAACAGAUCAAGACCUCAACGAGAUAUGGGAGUGGAAUGCCGAUCGGCCGGAAAUCAUUCCAGCAUGCGUCCAUCAUCUCAUCGAAGAGAUUGCCCAGGCGCAGCCUGGUGCCACGGCAGUUUCGGCAUGGGAUGGUGAGUUGAGCUACGAGCUUCUCGACCGCCUCGCCAACGCCGUCGCCUACCGCUUAAUUGAGAUGGGCGUUGAGCGCAAUAUGAUCGUUCCAGUCUGCUUCGAGAAGUCCAAGUUCGCCAUAAUAGCGUUUCUGGGUGUUAUCCAAGCAGGAGGCGCUGUGCUUCUCCUAGAUCCCACCUUACCGGGAUCGCGCCUCGACGCUAUGAUGAAACAAGUGAAUCCGAAGCUGGUGGUCACUUCUGCUCUUCAAAGCAAACUCGGUGCUUCCUUUGGUGUGGAAACUCUGAUCGUUGGAGGCAGCUCGAGCUUCAUUCAAGACGCUAUGACUGAAAAGGCUGCCAAACAGCUGCCAUAUGUUAGCCCCGCUGACUUGCUAUAUGCUAUCUUCACAAGUGGAAGCACCGGCAUGCCCAAGGGCUGUCUCAUGCAGCACAUGAACUUCAGCAGUGCAGUACUUCAUCAGCGAAGUGUUCUGAGACUUGGCAACAGCUCGCGUAUGUACGACUUUUCAUCCUACGCGUUUGACGCCUCGUACUGGAGCGCUUUCCACGUUCUUACCGCUGGUGGAACACUAUGUAUCCCGAGUGACGAAGAAAGGAAGAAUGACCUGACAGGAAGCAUCCGGAAGUUUUGUGCCACAGACAUCUUUCUCACCCCUUCAACGGCACGUUUGAUCGACUCUUCGCAAGCUCCAACGCUACGAAAUGUUCAUCUAGGAGGGGAAGAAGUCACAAAGGAUGACGUUUUACGCUGGCUACCAUAUGCGAACGUGUUUGUAUCCUACGGCCCAGCCGAAUGCUCUGCAGGCACCUUAUACUAUAGCGUGCCGGAUCCGAUGCCGUCAAGACUGUCCAUUGGCAAGCCAGUAGGAGUCGUUGCUUGGAUUGUCGAUCCGGAAUGCAGUGAGCGCUUAUCACCAAUCGGGACAGUUGGGGAGCUCUAUCUGGAGGGGGCUUUGGUUGGCAAAGGCUAUUUGGGUGACCAGGAGAAGGCAAAGGGCGCCUUUAUCGAAGACCCUGAAUGGCUUCGCAACGGAAGUCCGUCAGGAGCUAUACCUGGAAGGCGUGGUCGGUUAUACAAAACAGGUGAUCUUGUGAGAUACGACCCUACUGACGGGUCCUUCAUCUUUGUUGGGAGAAAAGAUACUCAGGUCAAGCUUCGAGGGCAGCGCAUUGAGCUCACUGAAGUAGAGCACCAUAUACGCGACUGCUUGCCUACCAGCCUAGGAGUCCAAACCGCCGUUGCAGAAGUCGUGACGCCCAAGGCCACUGGGAGAACAGCAUUGGUCGCGUUUCUGCAGAUGGGACCGACCGAGGAGGAAAUCAAUAUCAGGGAUACUCUAGAUGACUUGGAGUACGAUUUGCGACAGCGAUUACCAGCAUAUAUGGUGCCCACAGCCUUUAUACCUCUGGAAUACAUCCCACUAAGCUCGAGUGGCAAAACAGAUCGGAAGAAGUUGCGUGUCUUGGGGUCCAAGUUGACGCUGGACCACUUUGCAUGGCCGGGGGAAUCUGCAAGUAGCGGCGAUUCGCAGCUUACUGAGUCGGAGUCUUGUCUGCAAGAAUUAUGGAUGGCUGUGCUGGGGGUUUCGGCGGAAAAGAUUCGGAAAAGCAGUAGCUUUUUACGACUUGGAGGAGAUUCAAUAUCUGCCAUGAGAUUGGUCGCUAUGGCUCGUACCCAAGGAUUCAACCUGACGGUCCGAAACAUCCUCGAGGCGGCACGACUCUCUGAAAUGGCAAAACUCAUGACUUCGACAGAGUCAGCAAACCCCGGGGGUUACGAUAAGACACUUGAGCCGUUCUCUUUGUUAAAAAGACCCGACCAGAAAGACCAAACUAUCGAGCGUAUAGGUAAGCAGUGCGGCAUCGAUGGCUCGCAGAUCGAGGACGUCUUCCCGUGUACCGGAGUCCAGAAAUCCCUUCUGUCAAUGACGGCGAAGUCAGAAACUUCAUAUGUCGCCCGAUUUUCUUUGCGGCUGAGGGACGAUGUUGAUAUUGAGCGUCUGCAGUUGGCUUGGAAAAGCGUGAGUGAGACGUCGGCGCCUAUUCUGCGAUAUAGAAUAGUCGAUGCUCCUCAGGAGGGCCUUGUGCAAGUGCAGGUAAGAGAGCCGAUGGAGUGGCAUACCUAUGAGAGCGUCGAGACAUACCUUCAGCAUGACCAGCGCCACUCAAUGGGGCUUGGCAAGCGCCUGACAAGACUCGCGGUUGUCCAAGGCCCCCGGGUUGAAGGGCGUUUCUGUCUCAUCACUCAACAUCAUGCAAUCUAUGAUGGCUACUCCUUGAACCUGCUUCUUUCAGAAGUGUCCAAAGCAUAUGCCGGUAAAAUAAACGACGAUCCCGUGGCCCCCUUUCAGCAGUUCAUCCAGCAUAUCAUGGAAGUCGAUGAUGAGGAGGCAAAAAGGUUCUGGAGUGAUCAGUUUUCGGAGCUGGAGGCAAUCCCAUUUCCAACACUACCCCAUCAGACCUACCGGCCAAAGGCCGACUGUACCGUGAGGCGCCAUAUAAAAGACAUUGAGUGGCAGAAGGGAGAAGCCACUGCCUCCACCAUAAUCCGAGCAGCCUGGUCAAUCCUCACAGCUCGCUAUACCGAUUCGAACGAUGUGAUCUUCGGGGCAAUGGUCACGGGGCGACAGGCUCCGCUGGUCGGCCUCGAUCGCAUGAUUGCGCCUCUCAUCAACGCUGUUCCCGUGAGAGUGAAGAUCGAGCCAAAUGAUACUGUGGAUAGAUUGCUGCAAAGGGUGCAAUCUCACGCAAUCACUACAAUCGCUUUUGAACAAACGGAACUUCUCCAUAUCCGCAGAAUUAAUGCAGACACCGAACGCGCAAGCCGCUUUAACACCCUAUUGGUGGUACAGCCACCGAGCGAGACGGACUAUGCGAAUGAGGGUGAUGGGCUAUUCCAGCACAAGCCUGAAGUAGUCUCUACCCACGAUGGCCUCGACGACUUUAAUCCUAAUGCAGUGAUGGUUAUGUGUCAGUUGACACAGUCCGAUGGCCUCAAGCUAGAGAUUAGCUUUGACUCCAAGGUGAUGGAUGCGCCGCAAAUGGAUCGAAUAGCCCGUCAGCUCGAGCAUGUUUUGCGCCAGAUUUGCGCCUCGAGUACUCGGAAAGUGGAUGAUAUCGAUGUCCUUAGUCCGCAAGACCUCCGAGAAUUGUGGGCUUGGAAUGGUUCGGUGCCCGCCGCCGUCCAAGACUGCGUUCACGAUUUGAUUGGGAGAACAAUGAAGCGCCAGCCUCAAGCACCAGCCAUCUGUUCUUGGGAUGGGCACCUAUCAUACGCAGAGCUCGAUAACAUGUCACACCGCCUGGCAUCUCAUUUGAUUUCCCUUGGAGUCACGCCAGGCAGCAUAAUACCUCUCUGCUUCGAAAAGUCCAUGUGGUAUCCGGUCGCAGCUCUAGGGGCCAUGCGGGCUGGCGCGACAGCGAUUGCAAUGGACUCGACUCAGCCGGAGUCACGACUGAGGUCCAUUGUCCAGCAGGUAAGUCCUGCGCUUAUACUGUGUUCUAUGAGCAAUGAAGCGUUGGCGAGCCGCCUCUCCGAUGCUGCCGUGGUAGCCGUUGAUGGUAGUCGCAUUCCGGCGGACGCCUCAUACAUGCUGCCCAAAGUUCAUCCGUCCGACAUCUUAUACGUUGUCUUCACCAGCGGAUCGACGGGUGUGCCGAAAGGUAUCCUAACAACACAUGAAAACUUUGCCUCCGCGGCGAUACAUCAGCGGGACAUCCUGCAUAUACGCACCGGAACCCGCGUCUUCGACUUUGUGUCAUAUAGCUUCGAUGUCUCCUGGUCCAACCAUUUGCAAACAUUAAUUUGCGGAGGCUGUCUGUGUAUUCCUUCGGAGUGGGAGCGCAAGAAUGACAUUUCGGGUGCUCUCAAUAGAAUGGAGUGCGAUUAUGUUUACUUCACGCCAUCGGUGGCCCGAGCCUUGGCGCCAUCCUCAAUGCCAGGCAUAAGGACCUUGGCAAUGGGGGGAGAGCCGAUCCAGGCCUCUGAAGUAGCGAGAUGGACUCAGGCGGAUACCAUCCUGGGAAUUUACGGCCCUGCAGAAUGCGCUCAAGCACUGUCCUUUGCGUUGCUCGACUCGAAGACACGCAAUAAUUACGUCGGACAUGCGUUCGGUGCGAGGACAUGGCUCGUUCAACCAGGCCAACCUGAUCGCCUUGCCGCGAUUGGCACUGUGGGAGAGCUCAUGAUAGAGGGGCCAACCGUUAGCAAAGGAUAUUUCCAUGAUACCAACAAGACCAAGGCAGCUUAUAUUCAGGAUCCCGCGUGGCUUCUGCGAGGUGGUCGCCACGGGACCCUCUACAAGACCGGCGAUCUUUUACGGUACAACUCGGAUGGCUCUAUGGACUUUGUUGGCCGCAAAGACGGGUUGAUCAAGCUUCGUGGACAGCGAAUCGAGCUGGCCGAAGUCGAAUAUCAUGUGCGUUGCUGUCUAGACCCCGGCUUGUGCGACGGCAUCGCCGCGGAAAUCCUCGUCCCGCGAAACAGUCUCAACCCGAUCCUAGCCGUUUUCUUCAGUCUUCGAAGAGAUGACCCAAGCGAGUCCGAGGACGAUUUGCACAUGGUACCUGGAGCAUAUAUACAUGUUGAGAAUAUUCCCAUGACGACAACGAAUAAAACCGAUCGCAGAGCGCUGAGAGAACUGGGAAGCAAGCGAACCCUUGAGCAGCUGGCCAGAUCACAAUCGCGGGGCAAAACGAGCCACAUGCCGUCUACUGUAAUGGAAAAGAAGUUGCAGGCUUUGUGGUCUUCCGUUCUCGAGAUCAAUGCCGAAAGUAUCACUGCUGACAGCAGCUUCCUUCACAUCGGCGGCGAGUCCAUUGCCGCGAUGCGCUUGGUAUCGGCGGCGCGCGAGCAAAAUUUGUCCUUGACUGUCGCGGACAUAUUCAAGGCGCCUCGUCUAUCUGAAUUGGCGUUACUGGUCGACGAGGUCGUCACAGACGAACUUCCCGAGUCGGCACCGCCGUUCGCUUUUAUCAAAACCGACAGCAGUCAUGCUUUCAUCGAGAAAUAUGUCAAGCCAGUGCUGGACGUUGUGUAUAAAUCCGUCAAGAACGUGUUACCCGCGACGGAUUUCCAACAGCGCUCAAUUCAAGAUGCCCUCGAAGAUCCGCCAAGCAGAUACCCUCACUGGAUUUUCGACUUGCCUGUGGACAUCGACUUUGUAAGGCUUGAGCGUGCCUGUUUAGAACUUGUGGACUAUUUCGACAUUCUGCACACCGUUUUUAUCCAGGCUCAGGGUCAGUUUUGGCAGGUCUUAUUGUCGGGCUUCAGGCCAACAUACGAUCAUGUCGACGCACGCAAUGAAGACAUAUUGACAUUCACAAACGGCAUUUGCGAGCAGGACCUCAAAAGGCCACGGAGCCUAGGUCAGUCAUUCAUUCGCUUUAUCAGCGUCCAACAUUCUUCCGGCAAACACAAACUUGUAUUCAGAAUCUCGCAUGCCCAAUUUGAUGGUUUCAGUUGGGGAUUAGUUCUCCAAACGCUAUCAUCUAUCUAUCAGCAGCAGCAUAUGCCAGCUACGCCGUCCUUUGCUGAGUACAUUUCGCUCAAAGAAGCGAAAAAGAAAGAAAGCGAGCUGUACUGGACCUCUAGACUCCGGGGCUCAAAAUUCCCAGCAUGGAGCUCUAUCAGUCCAGCACAUGAGACGUAUACAACCGACGAUAGGCUGACAAUAAAGAAGACAAUUCCAAUACCGAAUAGUCAGAACCAUGGAGGUUUCACGCCGGCGGUUGUAUUCCACGCGGCCUGUGCAAUCGUCCUAUCACGCCAGUUCGGACAAACGGAUCUAGUCUUUGGUCGUCUUGUGACUGGCCGUUCCAUGCUACCAAGCCGUCUUCAAAACGUCGUUGGCCCCUGCAUGACAGAGGUUCCAGUACGAGUGACCCUAGACUCGAAUAGCGCGCUCACAGACGUUGCCUCGCAACUACACAGCCGAUUUAUCGAGGACUCAUUACAUGAAGCCGCAGGAAUGGUUGAGAUUAUCAAGAACUGCACUGACUGGCCUGACAAUGCAAUGGAUUUCGGUUGGCGGACUUCAUUCCAGCAAGAAGAACAAAGUGAUUUCUCAUUCCUUGGAUCGCGUAGCGCUAUCUCAUUUUACGAGCGGCCACUGCUUCCCCGCAGCCGUCCGGAGAUUUAUGCUACACCACGAGGAGGCAGCCUUGAUCUUGAAUUUGAAGGAAAUUGCAAACUUAUCUCUAAAGCUGUUAUAGAAGACAUUUUAACAGAGCUUGAGUAUAUCUUGCAGUAG